CAACAACUGCCCUUCUUCCACACCCACUCUUCUCCGCCAUGGUUGACCUAACCAAACAGGAAGAGGAAGCCGUUUCCUUCGAUCCCAAGGCCUUUGACCCGCCAGCAUGGGCCACGACGGGCUUUCACCGCUACAAGGGCGGCAGUAGCAGCGGUGGUCCAGGCGACUCGACUCGCGGCGACUCUGGCCGCGGUGAUCACGAGAACACCGAGGACGCCGAGGACGGCACCGAGGGGCUCCCAGACGUGGGAGUGGAGACGGACGCUGCAGGGCUAGUCACGUUCACUGCCGCCGAGUUGAAGAAACUGCUGGCGACAGCAACACAGCUCAAAGAGACUGGCAACAAGCACUUCACCGCCAAGCCGCAGCGUCUGGAAGCUGCGCGUGAGUCGUAUCUCUCAGCGCUGGACAGCCUACCCGACUGCCAGCAGACACCAACGCCAGCACCUGCACCCGAAGCCUCUGUCGAGGAGGUGGACGACGAUGCAGUUGUCGACGUGGGGCGUGGCGACGACGACAGCGAGAGAAUAGCCAUCGAGGACGGCAUCCGCGAGUGCACCAAGGCGGUGUGGGGCAACCUCGGUGCCGUGUACGUUGCACUGGACCAGCACAAGGAGGCAGUCGAAGCGUGUACCAAGGCCCUCGAGUUUGACCCUCACUACGUCAAGGUGCUGCAGCGGAGGGCGGCUGCCAACGAGAAGCUUGGCUCGUGGUCGUCCCUCUCGUCGGCGCAGGAAGACUACACGCUGCUCUUGACCCUUCUGCCCAAGGCGUCGGGACAGCGUCCUGCUAUCCAGCGCACGCUCGCUUCCCUUCCUGCUCGCAUCACCACUCAGCAGGAGAAGGAGAAGGACGAGAUGCUCGCCAAGCUCAAGGAGCUGGGUAACGGCAUUCUCGGCCGCUUUGGCCUCAGCACCGACAUGUUCAAGAUGGAUCAGCAAGCGGGCGGAGGCUUCAACCUCCAGUUCCGUAACUAGCAUGGUCUGAUCUGAUGGCCCUUGCAUGG
Molecule: messenger RNA, 1006 nt
Organism: Vanrija pseudolonga
Lineage: Eukaryota; Fungi; Basidiomycota; Tremellomycetes; Trichosporonales; Trichosporonaceae
Gene: TTC1
Product: Tetratricopeptide repeat protein 1
Exons: 5
Coding region: 39-977 (312 amino acids)
Molecular function (GO): protein binding
Source: RefSeq, a predicted model, not a curated record